Messenger RNA from Ananas comosus (pineapple), 1427 nucleotides. Its product is annotated as glutamine synthetase nodule isozyme. Bases 94 to 1167 code for a protein of 357 amino acids. The transcript has 13 exons. Lineage: Eukaryota; Viridiplantae; Streptophyta; Magnoliopsida; Poales; Bromeliaceae. The record is from RefSeq and is a predicted model, not a curated record. Gene Ontology annotation, cellular component: cytoplasm. Gene Ontology annotation, molecular function: glutamine synthetase activity.
AUCAUCAUCUCAUCAUCACUCUCUCUUUAUAGUUCUCUCUCUCUCUUAGAUCUCACAUUCUCUCUCUCUCUCUCUCUCUCUCUCUCUACCACCAUGGCUCUCCUCACAGAUCUCCUCAACCUCAACCUCUCUGAUCACACUGAUAAGAUCAUUGCUGAGUACAUAUGGAUUGGAGGAUCUGGCAUGGACAUCAGGAGCAAAGCAAGGACACUUCCGGGACCUGUCACCGAUCCGAGCAAGCUCCCGAAGUGGAACUACGACGGCUCGAGCACGGGCCAAGCUCCCGGAGAGGAUAGUGAAGUGAUCCUAUAUCCCCAAGCCAUUUUUAAGGAUCCAUUCAGGAGAGGGAACAACAUUCUUGUCAUGUGUGAUUGUUAUACACCGGCGGGCGACCCGAUCCCGACGAACAAGAGAUACAAUGCAGCUAAGAUAUUUAGCCACCCUGAUGUUGCUGCUGAAGUUCCCUGGUAUGGAAUUGAGCAGGAGUACACUCUCCUUCAGAAAGAUGUUAAGUGGCCUCUUGGAUGGCCUCUUGGUGGAUACCCUGGUCCUCAGGGUCCUUAUUACUGCUCCGCUGGUGCGGACAAAUCUUUCGGGCGCGACAUCGUAGAUUCGCACUACAAGGCCUGUCUGUAUGCCGGGAUCAACAUCAGCGGCAUCAACGGAGAAGUCAUGCCAGGACAGUGGGAAUUCCAAGUUGGCCCUGCUGUCGGGAUUUCCGCGGGCGAUGAACUGUGGGUCGCUCGAUACAUUCUCGAGAGGAUCACCGAAAUCGCGGGGGUAGUGCUUAGCUUCGACCCGAAGCCAAUUGAGGGAGAUUGGAAUGGAGCUGGUGCUCACACAAAUUACAGCACCAAGUCUAUGAGAGAUGAUGGAGGAUACGAAGUGAUUAAGAAGGCGAUCGAGAAGCUCGGCCUGAGGCACAAGGAGCACAUUGCUGCUUAUGGCGAAGGGAACGAGCGCCGCCUCACCGGGCGCCAUGAGACCGCCGACAUUAACACCUUCCUUUGGGGCGUUGCGAACCGUGGUGCAUCCAUCAGGGUCGGCCGAGACACCGAAAAGAACGGAAAAGGUUAUUUCGAAGACCGAAGGCCUGCGUCGAAUAUGGAUCCCUAUGUGGUCACUUCCAUGAUUGCUGAGACUACCAUCCUCUGGAAACCAACUUAAAUUGCAGGAGAGAUUGGAAGUACUCAUUUUACUAUUUUUUCUGUGGAUUUUUCGAUGAAUCCAUCUCAAUGCGGACUAUGUUGGCAAAUCUAUUGUCUUAGUUUAGUUGUCUUUAGAUCGGGCAUUGUUGUAGUAGUUUUCACGUGUCCUUGUCGUGAAAUAUGAAAGAGUCGAAAGGCAGAUACUUGCAGUUCAUUCUCUCGCCUUUCAUUCUACUUGUAUUCUGAAUAAUGGCCGCAAUAAACAUAUCUUUCUCUCUC